Molecule: messenger RNA, 462 nt
Organism: Pomacea canaliculata
Lineage: Eukaryota; Metazoa; Mollusca; Gastropoda; Architaenioglossa; Ampullariidae
Exons: 5
Coding region: 1-462 (153 amino acids)
Molecular function (GO): calcium ion binding
Source: RefSeq, a predicted model, not a curated record
AUGGUACUUGAUUAUUUUCCAGAUUAUCUUACGUACUUCUUUAUGAAGAUCAUCAUACUUUUGAGUCUUUUAGCCGGUGUACUUGGGCAACUCUUCCCAAGUUGGAGCUUCACUCCCGAGGACGGUGAACGAGAUUUUCACAAAUAUGACUUAAACAGCGAUGGCUUUUGGCAACUAAGGGAGUUGCUGCACGUAUUCGACAGCUUUGACAUUAAUGGAGAUCGUUUUGUGACAAUGGAUGAGGUAAACCGUUUUCUACCGUCUGGAUAUCCCCAAAGAGAACUCCAAGGUAUGUUCAAGUACUGCGAACAGGAUGGACGGCACGAAACGAUGACAAGAUUGCUCGGAGAAGUGUCAACAACAUUUUUGACAUUUUUGACUCUCGAUGGUGAGUGUGAUCAGGUAAACGAGGUGGUUCAUUUGCAGAAUUUCAAAGGAACAUCCAAUGGUAACGUACAAUGA